CUCUACUUCCAGAUUGUCCUGCUAGCCAUCGCCUCAGCCGUCUGCGCCGAAGAGAUGGCCUCCGAAUCGAUGAAGACCAAACGUGGCCUAAGCCUGAGCCUGGGCUACCACGCACCGGCCGUCGUGUCGCACUCGUACGUAGCACCGGCUCCGCUCGUAGCCCACUCGGCACCGCUGUUGGCCGCGGCUCCCGUAUACCACGCACCCAUCGCCAAGGCCUACGUUGCACACGCACCGGUCGUGCAUCACAGCUACCACGCCUACCACGCACCGGCUCUCGCCGUGGCUCACGCUCCCGUUGCAUACGCUCAUGCUCCUUUCUACCAUGCCUACCACCGUCGCUAG
This is a messenger RNA of Sabethes cyaneus, 345 nucleotides long. RefSeq names its product larval/pupal cuticle protein H1C. The transcript has a single exon. The record is from RefSeq and is a predicted model, not a curated record. The annotation marks the transcript as partial. NCBI's taxonomy places the organism in Eukaryota, Metazoa, Arthropoda, Insecta, Diptera, Culicidae.